UUCUCCCAUGUUUACUAGCUCUGGAACACAGAAUAAUUUAUCGAAACCCUUCUUCCAAGAACCUCCAAAGCUACCACCCAACACGUUUCGUACUGACAAACUUUUGCAGAAGUUCCUUCUUUCAGUACUACCCAAGAAUAUUCAAAAAGAUAUUUUUGGGCACCUGGAUUAUGUCGGUGGCCAGGUUGCUUCAACUCUGUUGGAUUGGGCUGCAGAUUGUGAAGCCAACGAGCCUUUUCACGUUCCUUUUGAUGCUUGGGGAAAGAGAGUAGACAGACUGGUACUAUCGCAGAGCUGGAGCAAGCUUGAAGGUUUUGCAGCAGAAAAUGGCCUUGUGAGUAUUGCAUAUGAGAGAAAGUUUGGUUGUUACUCGAGAGUAUACCAAAUGGCUUUGCUGUAUUUGUUUGCUCCAAGUUCAGCUUUCGUAUCUUGUCCACUUGCAAUGACUGAUGGGGUUGCACGUGCUUUGGAGAUACACGGAGACAAGGAUCUAAAGGAGAGAGUUCUGCCUCAUCUUAUAUCACGAAAUCCUGGAGAGUUUUGGACCGCAGGUCAAUGGAUGACAGAGAAAACGGGUGGUUCUGAUGUCAGUCAAACUUCUACUGUGGCCAUUCCCGAUAUUGCUGAAGAGUCUGAGUUUGGCGCCACACAUAGUCUUUACGGUGUCAAAUGGUUCGCGUCUGCGAUUGACUCGAAUAUUGCUCUCACUCUUGCAAAAACGCAGGGUAAAGAAGACUUAGACACAAGAGAACUAUCUCUUUUCUAUGUAGAAUUCCGAAAGAAUAAGAAUGACUGUCUACAAAAAAUUGAGAUACUCCGCCUGAAGGAUAAACUUGGUACCAGAGCUUUGCCCACUGCUGAAAUCAAAUUGAAUGGAACGCCCGCCAGAUUAAUUGGAAGAGAAGGAAGAGGAGUAAGUAACAUUUCAGUAGUUUUAAAUAUCACCCGUAUUUAUAAUGCCGUGUGUUGUGUGGCGCAUAUGAGACGGAGUCUUGACCUUUUAGAAGAUUAUCUUAAAAAGAGGAGGUCGUUUGGGAAUGUCAUCUUUCAUCAUCCGUUGCAAUAUCGAGUUUUAAGGAAUCUAGAAAUCACGUACCAACGUUCAUUCCUGUUGACGUUCUUUGCAGCAUUUUUGUUGGGUAAAGAAGAAAAUGGUGAAGCUUCGGGAGAGGAGUGUAUGCUUCUAAGGAUGAUCACACCGCUCGUUAAACUUUAUACCGCAAAGCAAGUCAUUGUUGUUUCAAGUGAAGUUGUGGAAUCUUUUGGCGGAGCUGGUUAUAUUGAAAAUACGGGGAUACCUCGUUUACUUCGUGAUGCUCAAGUUUACGCCAUUUGGGAAGGGACGACGAACAUAAUGUGUUUAGACAUAUUGAGAGUGUUUGCGAAGUAUUCGUCAUCAAGAAGUGUCUUAUUGCGAAACUUGUCUGAAAAUGGCUCAAAGUUAUCCCUUGGCGAAACAUGGAAGAAGAAGUAUAAUGAAUUAGAGUACCUGUUGGAAUCCCAAGAUAUAACAAGUUCUUCAAUGCAAAGCAAAGGUAGAAGAAUAGCUUUUUUGAUGGCAUUUUUAUGGUCAGAAAUCUUGCUUGCAAAGUAUCAUAUGGAUGAUGGAAAUUCUAUCGGAAAAAUGUAGCGAGACUGAACCCUAGCACAGACACAUACUAUUUCGAGAUUCGAACAAUAUGAGUAGGAACUGAGUACACUAAUAUUGAGAUUCUACAACAGUGCUUUUAAAAUAGUAACUUUUGUUAUAGAUGAAACACACAACUCCGGACAUUACGCACACCUGCAUUAAAAAAUGAGGAAUUUUGGCG
Messenger RNA from Galdieria sulphuraria, 1811 nucleotides. RefSeq names its product acyl-CoA dehydrogenase. The coding region runs from base 8 to 1630 and encodes 540 amino acids. The transcript has a single exon. NCBI's taxonomy places the organism in Eukaryota, Rhodophyta, Bangiophyceae, Galdieriales, Galdieriaceae. Gene Ontology annotation, molecular function: acyl-CoA dehydrogenase activity. The record is from RefSeq and is a predicted model, not a curated record.